CGAGCUCACGGUCAGCUGAUACACCAAAACAAACCCCGUGAAUGUGAAGGUGCUGACGUCAGCUAUCUUUACACACAGACAAUAGGAAAUCUGUAGUAAUUGGUUCGGCAAUAGAUCCACUACAGCUGUGUUUCCUUGCAUCCAGAUGAAGUGUUGACAAAUGGCAUUGUAUUAAGUCCCGUGGGUGGGUGAUGUGGCCACCGUGACUCGUGACUGCUGUACCAAGUGCUGACAGAAUGUACCAAAACCAGGGAGAAGUUUACCAUGGCUAAUGAUAAAGUUGCUACAGAUGGAUGGCCCAGCUUAGUCAUUCAUUUGUGUAGAGCCAUCAAGAAUACGUGCAGUCUAGCAUCAUGGAAUUCUCUGCCAUGGAUUCUUGGUUGGUUAACCAUGACAGUCAUGGGUCCUGUCCUUGCUGCAAGAGUUGCAUAUCGAACUUUGCAUGUCAUGAUAUCACGAACUUUUUCAAGUAAAAAAGUUUUGUGUGGGAAGGUUGUACUAAUCACUGGUGCUAGUUCUGGAUUGGGCGAGGCUCUUGCACAUGCAUUGUACAAGUGUGGUGUUCGUCUGAUUUUAGCUGCACGCAAUACAGAAAAGUUAGAAAACAUCAAAGAGACUCUUCUGAAGACGUACAAACCUCCAGAACUUCAUGUUCCAACCAUUAUUAAGUUGGAUUUGGAAGAGUUGAACAGCAUUCCUGGUGUAGUUGAAGAAAUAAUUGCCUCCCAUGGACGCGUUGAUAUUCUCAUCAACAAUGCUGGCAUCUCUUAUCGAGGAGUAGCUGCAGAAACUGACAUAAGCGUUGACAUAAGAUUGAUGUUGGUCAAUUUCUUUGGACAGGUGGCAUUAACAAAAGCAAUUCUUCCAUUGAUGCUCAAGAGGAAGACAGGGCACAUAGUGGCAGUGAGCAGUGUCCAGGGAAAGCUUGCCAUUCCUUAUAGAUCAUGUUAUACUGCAUCAAAGCAUGCUCUUCAAGGGUUCUUUGAUUCUCUGAGAGCUGAAGUAGCUGAAAGUAAAGUGAAGGUGACAGUAAUUAGUCCAGGAUACAUUGCCACCAAUCUGUCUGUCAAUGCAGUGACUGGUGACGGAUCAAUGUAUGGAGAAAUGGACGAAACGACAAGUGGCGGCAUGAGUCCAGAAUAUGUUGCUGACAGUAUAGUAGGGUGCUUGACUAAUGGAAGUGAGGAGCUGGUGCUGGCCCCAGUGCUGCACCAUGUGGCAAUCCUUCUCCGUACCCUGUCUCCUCCUUUAGUCACUCACAUCAUGAAGAGGCGAGCUGCAACACAAAGGAAUGCCUACGUGCACAAGAAAGAUUGAAGGAGGCAAGUGAAUGAAGAACUUAUUUAUGAUUUUGUAUGUAUGCUCUAGGAUUUUUAUGCUGUUGAAUCUAUCAAAGAAUAAUAUUUAGUAUGGUUAAGUAGUAUAUUACUAUCUUUCAUAAUUUGAUUCCAGUGAAUCUUUAUUGAAACUGAUUUUAAAGUAGAUAUUUUUAUUUACAUUACAAGACCAAUUGAUCAAGACAAGAUAACUUGAGGUCAGAUAGUAAGCCAACACAGCAUACAGUUGAUGUACAUGGGAUAAAGAUUUAUCCUGAAAAGCAUUUUGAAGCUUAAGAUUAUAGAGACUUCAUGAUACAAAGUUCUCAGUCAGCUGUCAUUAUACAUUAUAUGUAUAUGUGUAUGUUUUGUCAAAGAAUAGGCCUUUGUUGACUAAGUACGAAGUGAAUGUUGCAUGAAUACCAUCAUAUGGGGCCACCAUGGUACAUUGGAUCAGUGUGCACUGUGGGAGCCAAGGGGUCACCAGAGCAUGAGUUCAAAUCCUGGGGGGAAGGGCGUACACUCAGGGUAAGUUCAGAGUCCUUCAUUAAGAGGCAUUGUCAUUGCCUUAAUGGACCAGGAACUGUACAUAAAAAACAAAAAUAUAGAUACCAUCAUAUGAGUAUUCACUAAAUUUAUGAACACAAUAGAGUUAAAAGCUACUGAUCUCAUGAGUUUUCUCCUUUCACAGAUUUUUAAGCAUAUCAUAGUCAGCUACAAUGUUAGCUCUUGCUUUCCUUUUGAUAAAGAUACUGUUUUAAAGAGAUUUUUAGCUACAUAAAUGAAGAUAGAAAAAUAAGGUAUAGUAAUAUGUUCAGAAAAUUCAGAUAUAUUAUCAUUUAUCAUUAUUAUAUUUCAUGCCAUUCCAUAUUGCUACUAAAUCACCAUUUCUUAUAAAGUAAAGGAGUGCACACAAGAAAGAGGUUAUAGUAGGAAUAGAGGUAAGCAAGCAGAGAGUGUUUUGUUAGAGAGGAGGUUCUUCUGCCAUUCCCACCUUAUGAAAUGCUCAUCAGGCAAACAGGGCAUCAGAGAGGGAUAGAUGGAUGUUAAAUAGAUACAUAGAUUAGAGUCAUAACAUAAUUACAGUCCAUUAGUAAAUGUGUCAAUCUUUAAUCAUAUAAUUCAUUUUGGGCUUGAGGUGUGUUCAUGUAACAUUUUACAUAGCAUAACAAAUACGUACGUACUU
This is a messenger RNA of Portunus trituberculatus (swimming crab), 2502 nucleotides long. Its product is annotated as dehydrogenase/reductase SDR family protein 7-like. Lineage: Eukaryota; Metazoa; Arthropoda; Malacostraca; Decapoda; Portunidae. Gene Ontology annotation, cellular component: membrane. The record is from RefSeq and is a predicted model, not a curated record. The coding region runs from base 265 to 1317 and encodes 350 amino acids. Gene Ontology annotation, molecular function: oxidoreductase activity. The transcript has 8 exons.